Messenger RNA from Miscanthus lutarioriparius, 666 nucleotides. NCBI's taxonomy places the organism in Eukaryota, Viridiplantae, Streptophyta, Magnoliopsida, Poales, Poaceae. The record is from the annotation of a GenBank genome assembly.
AUGGCCGGGAAGGAGAUGACACCGGCCUCCAAGGCGGCGGCGCCACCGGCGACGAUACGCCUCCUCGAUGAGGUGAAGCGGACACGAGGGGAGCGGGUGGAGGACGGCACCGCGCAGCGCGACAAACCCCUCUUCCAGAUCCUACAGGAGAACAAGGAGAAGAAGGACGCCGAGUUCAACGAGCGGUUCAAGCACAGACCUCCAAAGGCUUUGGAUGAGGAUGAGACAGAGUUUCUUGAUAAAUGGGCUUCGUCAAGAAAGGAAUAUGAACAGCAGGUGGCCAAUGAAGAAGCGGAACAGCUCCGCAGUUUCCAUGAGGCUGUAGCUGCACGGUCCAAUAUUGUUCAUGAACUCGAGACUCCAACAGUAUCUAGACCUGAGGAGAGCAGACCUAAGCCACCUACGAAGAGGAGCCAGCCCGCACUCCUGAAGAACGUAAUAAUUUCCGUGAAGCCGCAAGCCAAGAAACCAAAGGUUGAGGCGGAAGCUAAGCCUGCUCCCGAGGAGCGGCCUUCAAAUGGGCAUGACGCAGAUCAGAAGCAACCAGAUGACACAAAGGCAACGCUCGGGUCUCUGGUGGCUUAUGACGACGACGAUGACGAAAGUGGGGGAGGACGAUGGAUGACAGUGGCGUUGGAGAGUUCAGGUGUGGAUACCGCAAGAUGA